GUGACGUCGGUGCAGAAGAUGGCGUCCUGGGGUCCGGAGGACCGCUGCGGUUCGGACUGACCCGGAUCCGUGCUGGGGUCCCCGAUCCUGACCCGCAGCGUGUGGGGCUCUCUGAUCCGGGCCGCUUGGGGGGUUCUGAUCCGGGACGGACCCGGACCGUGUGGGGGUCUCCGUACCGGGACCGGGCUGAUGGACGCUGCCCGCGGCACGGCGGAGCCCCGCUGAUGUCCGACGGAGCCCGAGCCGCCGGGUCCGAGAGAACCAGGGAGACUCAAGCACAGGAGAUGCUAGCGCUCUGUUAGCGCUCUGUUAGCGCUCUGCCAUCGAAGCCUGUGAUCGUUCACCUGGGCUCCAACAGGUCUCCACUGCGACUGGACACGAGGGGCGCCGUGCUCUGAUUGGCUGGGACGGCCUCCUCUGACAUGCCCGUGGCCAAUCAGAGGAGUGUUAUGUCGGGGGCGGAUGUGGAGGUGUACCUGUCCCAGGUGCAUGAUGGGAGUGUGUCGUCGGGCUUCAGGGCGCUGUACGAGGAGCGUCUGCUGCUGGACGUCACACUGCUGAUCGAGGAGCACCACUUCCAGGCCCACAAGGCCCUGCUGGCGACGCAGAGCGACUACUUCCGGGUGAUGUUCACGGCGGACAUGCGGGAGCGGGACCAGGACCGGAUCCAGCUGAAGGGGCUGACGGCGGCGGGCUUCGGCCACAUCCUGCGCUUCAUGUACUACGGCUCCCUGGAGCUGAGCAUGGCGUCGGUGCAGGAGAUCCUGCAGGCCGCCAUGUACGUGCAGCUGACGGAGGCGGUGGAGUUCUGCUGCUCCUUCCUGCUCGCCAAGAUCUGCCUGGACAACUGCGCCGAGGUGACGCGGCUGCUGGAGGACUUCAGCGUGGGCGUGGACGGCGUCCGCGAGCGGCUGGACGGCUUCCUGCUGGACAACUUCGUCCCGCUCAUGAGCCGGGCCGACUUCCUGUCCUACCUCAGCCUGGAGAGACUGCAGGCCUACCUGAGCAGCGACGCUCUGAGCCGCUUCCCGGAGAUCGAGCUGUACGAGGCGGUGCAGGCGUGGCUCCGUCACGACCGGCGGCGCUGGCGCCACACGGACACCGUCGUCCAGUCCGUCCGCUUCUGUCUCAUGACGCCGGCCAACAUCUUCGAGAAGGUGAAGACGUCGGAGUUCUACCGGUACUCCCGGCAACUGCGGCAGGAAGUGGACCAGGCGCUGGGCUACUUCCACGACGUCCACCGCCAGCCGCUGGUGGACACCAACUCCAACCGCAUCCGGUCGGCCCGUCCCCAGACCGCCGUCUUCAGGGGGAUGAUCGGACACAGCAUGGUGAACAGCAAGAUCCUGCUGCUGCAGCGGCCCAAGGUGUGGUGGGAGCUGGAGGGUCCUCAGGUUCCGCUGCGCCCCGACUGCCUCGCCAUCGUCAACAACUUCGCCUUCCUGCUGGGCGGCGAGGAGCUGGGGCCGGACGGCGAGUUCCACGCCUCGUCCAAGGUGUACCGCUACGACCCCCGCCAGAACUCCUGGCUCCGCAUGGCCGACAUGUCCGUCCCCAGGUCGGAGUUCGCCGUGGGCGUCAUCGGGAAGUUCAUCUACGCCGUGGCGGGCCGCACGCGGGACGAGACCUUCUACUCCACCGAGCGCUACGACAUCCUGGAGGACCGCUGGGAGUUCGUGGAGCCAUACCCCGUCAACAAGUACGGCCACGAGGGCACGGUGCUGGACGGCAAGCUCUACAUCACCGGCGGCAUCACGUCCUCCUCCACCUCCAAGCAGGUGUGCGUGUUCGACCCCGGGCGGGAGGCGGGGGGCGGCGCCGGCGGGCCGGACCCCCUGCGGGCGCGGGGCCGCGGCCCGGCGCCGCCCGCCGCGCACGCCGGCUGCUGGGAGAACAAGUCCAAGAUGAACUACGCGCGCUGCUUCCACAAGAUGAUCUCCCACAACGGGAAGCUGUACGUGUUCGGCGGCGUGUGCGUGGUGCUGCGCGCCUCCUUCGAGUCGCAGGGCUGUCCGUCCACCGAGGUGUACGACCCCGGCGCCGACGACUGGACCAUCCUGGCCUCCAUGCCCAUCGGCCGCAGCGGCCACGGCGUGGCCGUCUUGGAGCGCCAGAUCAUGGUGCUGGGCGGCCUGUGCUACAACGGCCACUACAGUGACUCCAUCCUGACCUUCGACCCCGACGACAACAAGUGGAAGGAGGACGAGUAUCCCAGGAUGCCUUGCAAACUGGACGGGCUGCAGGUGUGCAGCCUGCACUUCCCCGAGUACGUGCUGGAGCACGUGAGACGCUGCAGCUGAGGUCUGCUCCGCCUCCUUUUCUACACGCGCCUGUCCCGGGGGCGGGGCCAGAGGCGGGGGUGGGGCCAUGGGUGGGGGCGGGGCCUCGGCCCACGGAACAUUUACACACCGAGCUUUGUCAGAAAAACACGUAGAGAUGUGGGCGAGGCACAGCAGGCCGAAGGGUUCUCUUUAGAACGGAACGCUCCGGAAGGUCCUGAUGGUACCUCCUGUGUGGUUCCAGAAGGUUCUGAUGCAGCUCGGCCUCCAGGGAGGAACCAGACAGAUGAACCCCUCCCCCCCCCCCCCCACACACACACACACACACACACACACACACACACACACACACACACACACACACACACACACACACACACACACACAAGAGAUAAAUGAUCAAUAAAAACAUGGCGGUGACGAGCCGCAGUCAUCCUGAACAGUUCUUUAAAGCUAAAUGAAUGUUUGAUGUUUGAUGGGUUAAUUAUCCUGCUGUUAGCAGUUAGCAGUUAGCUCGAGCUUCGCUGUAUUUAAAGAUGAAUUAUUUAAACAUCUCUCUGGGUGACAGAGCGCUACAUCAGCAUUAGCUCGUCCUCACAGUCAGUGGCAGCUAGCGUUGGCUCCUCACAGUUGGAGUUGGCUAGCGUUAGCUCUUCCAGAGUUAGUCAGAGCUAGCGUUAGCUCUUCCUCACAGUUAGCGGGAGCUAGCGUUAGCUCUUCCUCACAGUUGGCGGGAGCUAGCGUUAGCUCUUCCUCACAGUUGGCGGGAGCUAGCGUUUGCUCUUCCUCACAGUUGGCGGGAGCUAGCGUUAGCUCUUCCUCACAGUUGGCGGGAGCUAGCGUUAGCUCUUCCUCACAGUUGGCGGGAGCUAGCGUUAGCCCUUCCUCCAGUUGGCGGGAGCUAGCGUUAGCUCUUCCUCACAGUUGGCGGGAGCUAGCGUUAGCUCUUCCUCACAGUUGGCGGGAGCUAGCGUUAGCUCUUCCUCACAGUUGGCGGGAGCUAGCGUUAGCUCUCCUCACAGUUGGCGGGAGCUAGCGUUAGCUCCUCCUCACAGUUGGCGGGAGCUAGCGUUAGCUCCUCACAGUUGGCGGGAGCUAGCGUUAGCUCCUCCUCACAGUUGGCGGGAGCUAGCGUUAGCUAUUCCUCACAGUUAGCGGGAGCUAGCGUUAGCUCUUCCUCACAGUUGGUGGGAGCUAGCGUUAGCUCUUCCUCACAGUUGGCGGGAGCUAGCGUUAGCUCUUCCUCACAGUUAGCGGGAGCGAGCGUUAGCUCCUCCUCACAGUUGGCGGGAGCUAGCGUUAGCUCCUCACAGUUGGCGGGA
Messenger RNA from Salarias fasciatus (jewelled blenny), 3601 nucleotides. RefSeq names its product kelch-like family member 15 (gene klhl15). The transcript has 9 exons. The record is from RefSeq and is a predicted model, not a curated record. Gene Ontology annotation, biological process: protein ubiquitination; nuclear protein quality control by the ubiquitin-proteasome system. NCBI's taxonomy places the organism in Eukaryota, Metazoa, Chordata, Actinopteri, Blenniiformes, Blenniidae. Gene Ontology annotation, cellular component: Cul3-RING ubiquitin ligase complex; nucleus. The coding region runs from base 423 to 2300 and encodes 625 amino acids. Gene Ontology annotation, molecular function: protein binding.